UUAUUAUUAUUUUUAAACAGUCCAUAAAUGUGACAAUAAAAUUCAAAACUGAUUUAAAUAAUUUUUUUUCUUCUCUUCUCAGUCAUCAUGUCUGCCGGAGGAGAGAAAUCCAAGUCUGCUUCCCAGACUGACGGGAAGGCAGCUCAGAACAAGAUGUCUGAGAUGGGCAUGAUGUCUUACAAGAUGUGUGUGUACGACCAGGAGAACUUCCAGGGCCGCUGCAUCGAGAUCAACGGAGAGUGUAUGAAUGUGUGUGACAUGGGGAUGGAUCGGGUUCGCUCCCUGCGCGUCGACUGUGGACCCUUCGUGGGCUUUGAGCAGAUGAACUUCUGUGGAGAGAUGUUCAUCCUGGAGAAGGGCGAGUACCCCCGCUGGGACUCUUGGAGCAACUGCCAGAAGAACGACUACCUGCUGUCCUUCAGGCCCGUCCGCAUGGACCCUGAGAAGCACAAGAUCUGCCUGUACGAGGUCGGAGAGUUCAAGGGUCGUAAGAUGGAGAUCAUGGACGAUGACGUCCCCAGUCUGUUCUCUUACGGUUUCACCGACCGCGUGGGCAGCAUCAUGGUCAGCUGUGGAACCUGGGUGGGUUACCAGUUCCCCGGCUACCGUGGCAGCCAGUUCCUGCUGGAGAAGGGCGACUACAAGCAUUUCAAUGAGUUCGGAGCUCGCUGCCCCCAGAUGCAGUCCAUCAGGCGCAUCCGUGACAUGCAGUGGCACCCUCACGGCUGCUACACCAUGUCCUCCAAGUGA
Molecule: messenger RNA, 750 nt
Organism: Centropristis striata (black sea bass)
Lineage: Eukaryota; Metazoa; Chordata; Actinopteri; Perciformes; Serranidae
Gene: crybb1l2
Product: crystallin, beta B1, like 2
Exons: 5
Coding region: 88-750 (220 amino acids)
Biological process (GO): visual perception; lens development in camera-type eye
Molecular function (GO): structural constituent of eye lens
Source: RefSeq, a predicted model, not a curated record